AUGCCCCAUGCAUCCUGCAAGCACAUUUCAGCGCAGUGCCACAGAUUCCUAGCCGCUCCGACCAUGCUUGUGGACAUUGAGGCAUUGCGAGCUUCCCUGAAGAACAAGAAAUUCCAUGACAAGGAGCAGGCGCUGCUGAAGAUGAUCAAGCAAUUUGAAGAGAUCCAUAAUCAGCAGCAGAGUCUGCUGCAGACGGCCAAAGACGUUGCAGAGGUCUUUCGCCUUCAGGUGGGUCGCUUCGAAGUGGAGGCAACCGCAUUUGACACUAUCGCAUUUGUUUCCGAGCGCCUAGCACGACAGUGUGGAGGCGCCGGCGAGGAGAUGAUCCUCACGCAGGAUGGCGCGGCUUUGCAAAGGGAUGCCACGCUUGCCUCCCUAGGCAUCUCGGCAAGUUCCAAGCUGGGCUUCAAGACCAUGGGCUUUUACAUCGUUGUGAAGACUUUGACCGGCAAGGACGUGUACAUUGGUGGGCUCAACCCAGGAUUUACCAUUGACUUUGUGAAAGAGAUGGUGCAGGACAAGGAAGGCAUUCCGCCGGAUCAGCAGCGCUUGGUCUUCAGAGGACAUCAGCUGGAGGACGGCGCAAGCCUCGCAGACUACAACAUUCAGCGCGAUGCCACGUUGCACCUGAUCUUACGGCUGCGCGGGGGCAUGUACCAGGAGAUCUCCGGAAAGAACGGCUUUGAGGACCUGGAAAUGGAGAUCUCAGAAUCAGAUCGUGUAGAAGAGCUGCUCAUGCGCUUGCAGAAGCUACAGACGAGCAGUGAGGAAGUUCAGAAGGAGGUUGCCUUAUGGAUGUCAAAGAGCAUUUCGAGUUCGCAAGACUGA
This is a messenger RNA of Effrenium voratum, 828 nucleotides long. The record is from the annotation of a GenBank genome assembly. Lineage: Eukaryota; Dinophyceae; Suessiales; Symbiodiniaceae.